CUUGAGUCAUCCCGGCGGUGACUGAAGGAAGGAAGGGGCUACAGUGGGACUCUGCUGUGCCACAGCGAUAGCUGAAACACUAGGCAAACCCUGGCCAUUACCAGGACAAACCCCAAGCGGCCGACAAGGUGGCCUCCCCGUCAGAGGAAAUGGCCCAGGACGGCGGGGCUCGGGCGGCGGUGCCGUGCUGUGCUGUGCCGCCGGCGGCGCCGGGGCGGUGCGGCGCUGACAGGUGGACGCUCCCCUUCCCGCACCGUCCCAGUGGCUGCAGGACGAGGCGGGGGAGAGGGACGAAGACGAGGAGGAAGGGCGGGUGAAUGAUGUGGCUGAACCGGCAAUGUGUUGUGAAAUUAGGAAGGAUUCUGGUGACUUUGUUGGCUGCUUGGUGCUUAGGAUACUUAUUUGCUGAUCUUUUACCCCAAAAGACAAUAACACCUAUGGCUAAUCUUCAAGACAUUGGAAGAAAACCAGUGUUGAGGGCUCCAGUCCCGAAAAGACAGAAAUGUGAUCACUGGUCUCCCUGCUCACCAGGGAGCUACGCCUAUCGGAUUCUUAGUGGUGGUGGCAAAGGAAAGCUGGCUAAAAUUUGUUUUGAGGAUGAGCUUUCCAGGCUUAUAAGUGAAGAGAAGGGUAAUGUUGGAAGAGGUAUAAACAUUGCCAUCGUGAAUUAUAAAACAGGAAAAGUUACAUCAACAAAAUUUUUUGACAUGUGGAAAGGAGACCACUCAGGAGAGAUGAUGGCUUUCAUUAAAAAUGCUCCAGAAGAGUCUCUCCUUCUGAUGGUGACUCAUGAUGAUGGAAGCACCCGGUUGAAAAAUGUUGCCAAAAAGUCAGUAGAAGAGCUGGGAAGUAAAGAAAUAUGGAAUAUGAAGUUCAGGUCAAGCUGGGUUUUUAUAGCUGCCAAAGGCUUCAAGCUGCCAGAUGACAUCCAAAAAGAAAAGAUAAACCACUCUGACCAGAAGAAGAACAGAUACAAUGGGUGGCCAGCUGAAGUCCAAAUAGAAGGCUGUAUCCCAAGAAACCUGAUCUGAACAAAUGCAUACCUCGUUAAUAAAGAUGAUUCUCUAUUUUUGUAUCUAUGACUUUAGGAAAUUCCCUCCAGAACCCAAUAAGCAUCUGAACACUAAUUGUAAAAUAAUCAUGUACAGUUUUAUGCGUUUCUUUCCUCUGUGAGAUUUUACUCUAAUCUGAAAACAAAUAGCUAUUUUGAUAAUAUGUAGAAAUAAAGUACUUUGGUUUGGAGUGUUCAGAAAGUCAGUCAUAAAAUAGCAGGAUUUUUUAAAGUGAGUAUACAUUGUCAUUAGUAAUUUUAGGGUUUUAAUUUUUGUUGGUUGGUUUUAGUAUGUGUUUUCCUUAGCUUCCCUUUAAAGACUACUAUGCAAAUAAAACUUAAUCUAAAUUGUAGUAUAAAAUCACUAGCAAUGAAGUAAGUUUUUAUGUUU
Molecule: messenger RNA, 1442 nt
Organism: Pezoporus flaviventris
Lineage: Eukaryota; Metazoa; Chordata; Aves; Psittaciformes; Psittacidae
Gene: FAM3B
Product: FAM3 metabolism regulating signaling molecule B
Exons: 8
Coding region: 318-1031 (237 amino acids)
Source: RefSeq, a predicted model, not a curated record